AUGCAGUUCUCGCACGCCCUCGUCGCCCUCGUCGCUGCCGGCCUCGCCAAUGCCCAGCUUCCUGAUAUCCCAACCUGCGCUCUCAACUGCUUCGUCACUGCUCUUGGCGGCUCUGGCUGCGAGCAGUUGACCGACUUCAAGUGCCAAUGCUCCAAGCCUGAGCUCCCAGGCCAGAUCACUCCUUGCGUUGAGGCUGCUUGCCCACACGACGCCCAAGUCUCUGUCUCCAACAUCGUUGUUGACCAGUGCUCCAAGGCUGGUGUCCCCAUUGAUCUCCCACCAGUUGAGACCAGCGGAUCUCCUACUGCUGAGCCAACCGCUGAGCCAACUGCCGAGCCCACCGCUGAGCCCACCGAGACUGGAACUGGUGCUCCCACCGAGGAGCCCACUGAGGCUCCCACUGAAGAGCCCACCACCGCUGCCCCAACUGGCACUGGCCCUGGUGUCCCAUCCGGCACUGGCUCCUACACCGUCACCGGUGCCCCAACUGCCUCCACCCCAGCUGAGUUCCCCGGUGCUGGUUCCAACGUCCGCGCCAGCGUUGGCGGCAUUGCUGCUGCUCUCCUUGGUCUCGCUGCCUACUUGUAA
This is a messenger RNA of Uncinocarpus reesii 1704, 588 nucleotides long. RefSeq names its product immunoreactive protein. The coding region runs from base 1 to 588 and encodes 195 amino acids. The record is from RefSeq and is a predicted model, not a curated record. The transcript is spliced from 3 exons. NCBI's taxonomy places the organism in Eukaryota, Fungi, Ascomycota, Eurotiomycetes, Onygenales, Onygenaceae.